UAUUAUUUUAACGGUUUUUAAAAAUUCAAAUUAUUUAUUGUAAGGUUUUCAAAAUAAAUAAAUAAAUCAACAAUUUUAAUUAAAUUAAGAAUAAAAUGGAUGCAGCACUGCUUAGAGAACGUGAAUUAUUCAAAAAGAGAGCUUUAGCAACUCCGACCGUUGAGAAAAAACCACAAAAGGAUCCACCAAAAUCAGCAUCGACUGGUGCUAAAAAGCCUUUACAGCCAUGGGAAUCAAAGCCUGCAGCUCCAAAGGAGCCAAUGAACUACAAAACAAUGACUGGAAGUUCCAACAAAAGAUUUGCAAUCCUCACAAAAAUCGUGAACCAUAUGAAGGAUCGACAUUUACAAGGUGAAGACCAUCCAAUUUCUGUCGAAGAGAUUCUAGACGAAACAAAUCAAUUAGAUAUUGGUUCAUCAAAUAAAAAUUGGCUUAUCACAGAGGCAUUACCAAAUAAUCCAAAAUUAGAGCAACCAGCUCACGGACGAUAUCAGUUUAAGCCUUUAUUUAAAGUAAGAGAUGGUAAAAGUUUAUUGAGAUUAUUAAAACAACAUGAUCUGAAAGGUCUCGGUGGAAUCUUACUUGAUGAUGUACAAGAAUCCCUUCCAAAUUGUGAUAAAGUAUUAAAAGCUCGUGCUCAAGAUAUCCUCUUCAUAACACGUCCCAUUGACAAGAAGAAAAUCUUAUUUUAUAAUGAUAAGACAGCAAAUUUCGCAGUCGACGAUGAAUUCCAGAAACUUUGGCGAGCAGUGACUGUUGAUGCGAUGGAUGAUAAUAAAAUUGAAGAGUAUCUCGAGAAGCAGGGUAUUAGAUCUAUGCAAGAUCACGGAAUUAGAAAGCCAAUGGCAGCAAAACGAAAGAAGGCAGCACUCAAGAAGAGGCAAUUCAAACGUCCUCGUGACAAUGAGCAUCUUGCAGACAUCCUUGAGACUUACGAAGAUAACACGAUUACACAGAAAGGAGAUUUACAGGCCAAUACAAAUGUCAAAUAGAUAUUAAUGUUAAUUAAUUUAAUCUUAAUCAUGAAUCAGAAUAAAAAGAGAAUUAUUUUUCACAUAAGUU
Messenger RNA from Chironomus riparius, 1062 nucleotides. The record is from the annotation of a GenBank genome assembly. NCBI's taxonomy places the organism in Eukaryota, Metazoa, Arthropoda, Insecta, Diptera, Chironomidae.